This is a messenger RNA of Penicillium pulvis, 489 nucleotides long. RefSeq names its product beta-class carbonic anhydrase. NCBI's taxonomy places the organism in Eukaryota, Fungi, Ascomycota, Eurotiomycetes, Eurotiales, Aspergillaceae. The transcript is spliced from 4 exons. Gene Ontology annotation, molecular function: zinc ion binding; carbonate dehydratase activity. The record is from RefSeq and is a predicted model, not a curated record. The coding region runs from base 1 to 489 and encodes 162 amino acids.
AUGUCCGUCGCCCAAGAAGUCGAGUCCGCAAACGCGAAAUAUGCCGCCUCAUUCAACAAAGGGGAUCUCCCACUUCCCCCAGCCCGAAAGGUAGCAAUAGUAGCAUGCAUGGAUGCGCGCCUCGAUCCCGCCCGAGCCCUAGGCCUCGAAGAAGGCGAUGCCCACGUAAUCCGUAACGCAGGCGGAAGGGCCACAGAUGCACUGCGCAGCAUCGUCAUUUCGCAACAGCUACUCGGGACGAAAGAAAUUAUUGUUGUGCACCAUACCGAUUGUGGGAUGCUUACGUUCACGGACGAUGUGAUCCGUCACAAGAUAAGGACGGAUUUGAAGCAGAAUGCAGAUCAUAUUGCGUUUUUGCCGUUUGGGGAUUUGAGGCAGAGUGUUUUGGACGAUGUGGCUAUUUUGAAGGAUAGUGAACUUGUUUUGGAUGUUCCUGUUACUGGAUAUCUGUAUGAGGUUGAGACCGGGAGAAUUGUUAAGGUUAAAUGA